Messenger RNA from Pangasianodon hypophthalmus (striped catfish), 630 nucleotides. It is a transcript of the gene fgf21, whose product is annotated as fibroblast growth factor 21. The coding region runs from base 1 to 630 and encodes 209 amino acids. Lineage: Eukaryota; Metazoa; Chordata; Actinopteri; Siluriformes; Pangasiidae. Gene Ontology annotation, molecular function: fibroblast growth factor receptor binding; growth factor activity. Gene Ontology annotation, cellular component: cytoplasm. The transcript is spliced from 4 exons. The record is from RefSeq and is a predicted model, not a curated record. Gene Ontology annotation, biological process: regulation of cell migration; cell differentiation; animal organ morphogenesis.
AUGUUGCUGUUUGCAGGAUUUUUUCUCCUCUUUCGUUUUUCUCUCUCUCUCCCUCUCACUAGCUCUCACUCUUUCUCUCCAUCUGUCCAUGAUUCCUCUCCAAUAUUGGCCUUCAAUGAUCAAGUUCGCCAGAGACACCUGUACACAGAUAAUAAACACCACAGCCUGUUUGUUGAGAUUUUAUCCAAUGGCACAGUAUCAGCAACUCAGAGUCAGUCACUUUACACGGUUUUAGAGCUAAAAGCUGUUAAACCGGGUUACACGGCGAUUCGGGGUGUGAUGUCAUCAUUGUACCUGUGUGUGAACGCAGCCGGUCACUUAUUUGCUCUGGGUGUGUUUCUGGAUGUUGACUGUUCCUUCAGUGAGAUGUUACAGCCUGAUGGUUACACUCACUUCCUGUCUGCUCACCACAGACUUCCUGUAUCCCUCAGUUUUAACGGUCCUCCUGGGAAACACACACUCACCUUCUCUCAGUUUCUACCGCUUAGAACCCAUCUGUUUAUGGAGAUACAGGGAUAUGAAGAACCAUCGAGUUUUCUAUCAGCUGCAGAUUUUGAUUCAGAUGAUCCACUAAGACUGACAAACACACAUCAGAACCUGAGAAGUCCGUUGUUCCACAUCGACCAAUAA